This is a messenger RNA of Oreochromis niloticus (Nile tilapia), 2914 nucleotides long. It is a transcript of the gene gmeb2, whose product is annotated as glucocorticoid modulatory element binding protein 2. Bases 331 to 1878 code for a protein of 515 amino acids. Gene Ontology annotation, molecular function: RNA polymerase II cis-regulatory region sequence-specific DNA binding. Lineage: Eukaryota; Metazoa; Chordata; Actinopteri; Cichliformes; Cichlidae. The transcript is spliced from 10 exons. Gene Ontology annotation, cellular component: nucleus. The record is from RefSeq and is a predicted model, not a curated record. Gene Ontology annotation, biological process: regulation of transcription by RNA polymerase II.
AUCUGGGGGCGCGAACCACCAAAAAAAAAUAACAAAAGAAGAAGAACUACACAGAAAACAAUUCAUGCUAGCUUGGUACGAGCAGGAAAUCUUAAUUGUAUUUGUUUUCAAAUUUAGGCUUCAGAAAUCUGGAAAAUAGAGCGGCAAUGUUAUGUAUGAAGACAAAAAGAGACGGAUAUCAGCCAAUUGGUUUUAGCAGGUUUACAUUUUGGCAGUAAUUUACUGGAAUAGGUUCAAAUUUACUAGAUAGCAUCCUUUCUGUCGGGGCAACACCAACACACCGUUUUCAACUUCACGUCCCAAGGCCAAGGUGAGCCCCACUGAGUCUCCAUGGCUUCAUCAGAGGUAAACAUGCAGGAAAUGAAUGAGGUUGUGAUCGUCACCUUACCAGAAUCGGGGAGCGAGGACCUCCCCUCUGUGGCAGUGGAGGAUAAAGCAGUGCUGGUGACUGCAGAGUUGACCCCUCAGACCGGGGAGAAUGUCCUCACAGUAGCACCAAUGGAAGCAGAGGCCAUCAGAGCAGAUUCACUGGCAAAGGAAGACGCAAUGAUUGUGAAAUUAAGUGAAGAGGUGGAUGUGGAAGCUGAUGUGUUCUACCCAAUCACAUGCGGAGACGUCAAAGCCACUCUGAUCUGGAAGAAAUUCGUCUGCCCUGGGAUAAAUGUGAAAUGUGUCCAGUUCAAUGAGCAGCUCAUCAGCCCAAAGGAGUUUGUGUGUUUAGCAGGGAAAUCCACUCUGAAGGACUGGAAGAGAGCUAUCCGACUCAAUGGCACCAUGCUCAGGAAGAUCAUGGACUCUGGUGAACUGGACUUCUAUCACCACACAAAGGUCUGCUCCAACACCUGCCGCAGUACUAAAAUAGACCUGGUGGGAACUAAAGUGUCCAUCAGCACUGAUUCGUCGGGCGAUGUGAUUCCCGCCACGCCUUCAUCAGCUGAUUUGAAUGGAGCUGCAGCAUCAUUUCCAGAGGUGAUGGAGGAAGCUUCAGGCUGGGUCACAGCCAUCGGAGAGGACUCCAUUGCGUUCUGGCGUGCAGUGAAGGAGGCGGGGCUGCUGGAAGAGGUGGUAGAGGACUUCCAGAAUGAGCUGCAGGAGGUGCUGAAGGGGCUGCAGGAGAGAGUAUGUGACCCACCGCUGCAGGUCAAAGAUGCUGUUUUACUCAACAACAUAGUGCAGAACUUUGGAAUGCUGGACCUUGUGAAAAAGGUUCUGGCUAGUCACAAGAGCCAGAUGGACCGUUACAGAGAGCAGUACACUCGCAGCUUAGCCGCCCUGGAGCAGCAGUGUGACGAGCACAGGAAGCGAGCCAAGGAGCUGAAGAACAAAUCGCAGCACCUCAACAACGUCCUGAUGACCCUCACGCCGGUGUCUGUGCCUCCCGGGCCCAAGCGUCCCCGGCUGACGCGUGCUGUCUCCGGUCCUGCCGCAGUCAACGCUGCACCCACCCAGAUCACCCUGCCUCUUAGCCAGCUGACCAGCCUCCCGCUGGGCAAGGUGCUGACCAUGGCAGGAGCCCAGCCCAGCACCAAUGUUGGCUCGUACACCCUCCUGACCUCCUCGCUCUCUGGGUCAGAGCUUUCAGCUGAUGGCUCGAACUUGACAGUUUUGUCCACUGCUGCCGGUCAGGAAGGGACAGCUGCAGCCAGCAGCCAAGCAGCCUCAGGGGCCUUCGUUAAGUUGGUGGGACCUCAGUUCCAGCUGGUGACGCUGCAGGGUCUGGCCACCACACAGGGCGCCGCUGUCCAACAGCAGGUUGGCACCAUCAGUGUUGUCGACGCCUUGGCAGCCACCGCCGACGAUUCCGAGGAGGCAAACCAGCUGGAUGAUGACGAUAAAGGUCAGCCAGAGCAGGUUAAAGAGGAAGACGGGGACCAGUAGGCCCAGCAGCAGUGAAAUACAGCCUGGCUGUUUGCUCCCUCAUCUGGCUUCUGAUUGGCUUCAGUUUGCAGUGGACGCAAGGUGGAGGUGAAGGCCUGCGAACCCUUUGACUUUUCCACACUGUUUCAUGCAUUUCAAGACAUCCAUAGAUCUUUAUUAGAAACUGAACAGGUGUUGUGACUGUAUAUUUCAUCUGUAAUAAAAUAUGCAUCACGUCUGUCUGCUUAUUCCACACAGGAAGAUUGUUUAGUUUGAUAAUAAAUGCUUGUUUUUUUAAAGAAAAGUUCAGGACUUGAGGAUUUUUGUAAAACUUAUUUUUAUAAUUCAAAAUUUCAUUUAAAAAGAAAAAGAGUGAAGGGAUUUUUGAAUUGUCCUGACCUUCCAUGACUGUUUGCUGUGAUGUUACUCACUUAAUAGAGUCUAAAUUCACUAGAUUAGAAAACACUGUUAAAGUACUGGGUCUUAUAUCGUGCUUUUCUAUUCUACUUGAACACUCAAAGCACUUUGUACAACAUGCUUUAUGCUUUUCUGUCUAACAUUCAUCCUCUGACACAUGCAUCCGAUAGCAUGUUGGGAUUUAACUCCACCAACCUUCCAGUAGAUGACCUGCUCCACCUCCUGGGCUACAGCCACCAGUGUGUUGACACUUGCAUGAACUAAUUUGGUAUUUUCCAUUGAAAGAGAGCGAAUACUACUGAUAUAUUCAAAAUUAUUCACUAUAUGGAAUCUGCUUUCUCUGCCCCGAGACUCUGAAUCCUUCUGUUUUCCAAACAGAUUUGUACAUGAGCACAGGCUCCCUGCUUCAUGCUGUUCUUUGGCACACUGGGUGUGGUCAGGAGAACACUUUAAAAUAGGCUAAAAAACAUUUAAGCUUAACCAGUACACGACUUACGCUGGUUGGAGUAUGUAUCAUGAACUCAGCAUUAACAUGUAAAUGACAAAAGCUUUGUGUUAAUUAUACUUCACAUUGAGGAAAGCAGAUGUACAGGUAUUUAAUUGAUUGUUACUCUUGUUGCAUUAAAGUUUUGUGACCCUA